Molecule: messenger RNA, 1542 nt
Organism: Daldinia childiae
Lineage: Eukaryota; Fungi; Ascomycota; Sordariomycetes; Xylariales; Hypoxylaceae
Product: Vitamin H transporter 1
Exons: 5
Coding region: 1-1542 (513 amino acids)
Biological process (GO): biotin import across plasma membrane
Cellular component (GO): membrane
Molecular function (GO): solute:proton symporter activity; biotin transmembrane transporter activity; dethiobiotin transmembrane transporter activity
Source: RefSeq, a predicted model, not a curated record
AUGGCCGACGAUACUGAUGCAGAGGGGGGUAAGACCCCCGUAACGACCAACGCAGAUCACGAAGCAGGGACUCAAUUAGAAGAAGGUCGGCCUGCUCGCGUGGAGUAUGACAUCGAGAGAGUAGAGGCAGUUUAUAGGAAGUUAGAUCUUCGCAUCAUUCCAGCUUUCUGGAUCCUGUAUUUCCUCUGUUCCGCCAUACGCUCUAACAUCGGCUUGGCACAGACGAUGAAUUCGAAUGUCGGACAUGAUUUAAUGACGAUGCUUGGGCUUUCAUCUAACGAUGUCUCCACUGCCCUGGCUCUCUUCUAUGUAUCUUAUGUCAUUUUCGACUGCCCCUCAAAUCUUGUCAUGAGCAAGCUAAGCCCUCGAGUUUGGAUGGCUAGAAUCGUUUUUGCCGUGGGCGUAAUAGGGGCUUGUUUUACUGCCGUCCGGUCUGCUUGGAGCUUAAAACUAUUGCGAUUCCUACUUGGUAUGGUGAUUGCUGGCAUGUGGCCUGGAAUGUCCUAUUACUUGACUCUUUUUUACCCUCCUUCUCGGACUGGUAAACGAAUCGGAAUGUAUUUUACAGCUUCUCAGAUCUCGGCCGCCGUGGUGGGCUUGGUAUCGGCGGGAUUUCAACUGAUGGACGGCGUUGGUGGCCUGGUCGGUUUCCAGUGGAUGUUCCUUAUCUAUGGGCUUCUUGCUGUGCUCCUUGGUUGGACCUUACUAUGGUGGCUACCCGAACGUCCGCUACCCCCAGGACAACGAAGGGAGCGUUCUAGUUUCAUGAAAUGGCUUCCCCCGACCCCUGAAGCUCUGACGGGUGAAGAUGCUCUAGUUCACUACGAAGACCUCAAGCGAGUCUACCACUCAAGACCCUGGACUCUCAAGGAUCUAGGUUACGUCCUGAUCGACUGGAGGCUUUGGCCCCUAACUCUUAUGUAUUUCGGCGUAGUGGGAGUCGGGAUAGGCACUCAACUCUACGGAACGGUGAUCAUCCGUGGUAUCAAUCCAUCAUUCACUGGGGUACAGCUCAGUCUUCUCUUCGCCCCUAUUUGGAUCAUGGACUUUUUUGCAAUCCUUCUCGUCACUCCCAUCUCGGAUCGAUUUCACCGUCUACGUCCCUUAUUCUUCUCUUGCGCUGUGUGUAUCCAAAUUGCCGGCCUUCUCACUGUUACCUUUGCUCCUACCUCGAACCCUUGGGCAAGGUAUGGAGGUCUUCUCAUGGUGGGCUUCGGCCUUGGUCCGACGGUUCCUAUUUGUAUGACUUGGACCAAUGAGAUAUUCCAACAGCGUCACGGGGAGGUCGGUGUAGCUGCUGCAUCGGCGUUAGUCUCGGGUCUUGGAAACCUCGGUAGCAUCACGACGACAUAUGCAUAUACACAGGUUGGCCGGCAGACGCCGCUCCCGGGCCUCAUCAGUACCGCCGAAGCAACCUGCCAUAAAAUUGGUAGCAGUGGGAGCUCCACAAUUGACAGCAUGGAUGGAUUCCAAGACGGUGCGGCCCGCCGUGAGCUUCAGCAACGCGGGUUUGGUCGCAUGUGGUGGCGAAAGAGAACAUAG